Molecule: messenger RNA, 2664 nt
Organism: Zootoca vivipara (common lizard)
Lineage: Eukaryota; Metazoa; Chordata; Lepidosauria; Squamata; Lacertidae
Source: RefSeq, a predicted model, not a curated record
AUGCGGGCAGCUCUUUGCCUGGGUGCGGUUGGCGCCCAGCAGCCUCUCAGGCAGUGGGGGCAGCAGCGGCAGCAGGAGAGCGGGCGCAGAAGGGCGCAGCAGCAGACGAGGCUCGGAGGCAGGAGGCGGAAUAAUCCUUUUCCUGUUCCACACGAGUGGUACCAGCCAGGUGAAUUCAUCGUUGGGGGAGUUCUUUCUCAGAGCUUUUACAAUUUCUAUGAAAUUUUGUAUAAGGAACACCCAUCAAAGAACCUGUUUGAUGUUUCAUAUAUGGUGCCAAAAUUUUAUCAGCACGUCCUUGCAUUGGUAUUUGCUGUCAAAGAAGUCAAUGAGAAUCCCAACAUCUUGCCCAAUAUCACACUUGGCUUCCAUAUCUAUGACAGCUAUUAUGAUGCAAGGAUGACCUACCGUACGAAUCUAGACCUCCUCUUUAAGAUGCAUAGAUUUGUCCCCAACUACAAAUGUGACACCCAGAAAAACCUCAUUGCCAUCAUUGGAGGACUUGGCCAUGAUACCACCUUCCAUAUGGCAGACACAUUAGGUCUCUAUAAGAUUCCACAGGUAAGAGUGGAGAGUGAUGCAAACCAGGUUCCUUCUUUUUACCGCAUGGUGCCCAAUGAAGCCCACCAGUUUGUGGGGAUUAUUCGCUUGCUUAAGCAUUUUGGAUGGACGUGGAUUGGACUCUUUGCUAUGAAUGAUAACAGCGGAGAACAUUUCUUGCAGACCCUGGAGCCAUUGCUUUCUCAAAAUGGAAUUUGCUCAGCCUUCACACAAAGAAUCCCAGAACAACUCCACAUUGAUAAUGUGGAUGAAAUGCAUGAUAUAGCUUUAAAUAUGUAUGUAGGAAUCAGAGAUAAUAAAGUCACUACAUUUAUUGUUUAUGGAGAAUCUCUAGCAAUUACAGCACUGAGAACUAUUAUAUUUCUGUCAGAUCCCACAAAUAAGGAAAACACAUCAUUUAUAAAGGUAUGGAUCUUUACAGCACAGACUGAUUUCAUAUCUAUGGGUCUUCUUAAGGUUUGGAAUGUUCUGCUCUUCCAGGGUUCCCUCUCCUUCACAAUCCAUUCACAAAAUCUUCCAGCGUUCAAGGAAUUUCUUCAGAGCGUAAAUCCUUCCAGGACCCAGGGAGAUGGUUUCAUAAAAGGCUUCUGGGAGCAAGCAUUUGACUGUAUAUUUCCAAAUCUUGAUGCACCAAUGGACGUCAGUGGCAUGUGUACUGGGGAGGAGAGGUUGCAGAGUCUUCCAAGGUCUCUGUUUGAAAUGAGCAUGACUGGUCACAGCUACAGUAUCUACAAUGGAGUCUAUGCUGUGGCUCAUGCCUUGCAUGGCAUUCACUCACCUAGAUCCAAGCAGAGAGCAAUGGGAAAAAGUGAAAGAUUAAAACUUCAGGACCUGGAGCCUUGGCAGCUGCACCCUGUUCUUCAUGACAUUUCAUUUAACAACUCAGCUGGGGAAACCAUGUCCUUUACUGAUCAAAGAGAAGUGGAAGGGGGAUUUGACAUCGUGAACAUAGUCACAUUCCCGAACAGGUCCUUCCUUCGAUUGAAGAUUGGAUGGGUUGAUUCUGAUGCAGCUGAUGGAAAAGAAUUCAGCAUUAAUGAGGACAUGAUUAUGUGGCACAAUGAUUUUAAUCAGGUGAUGCCAAUUUCUGUGUGCAAUGACUACUGUUGUGCGGGCUAUCAGAAGAAAAGGAAGGAAGGGCAGAAAUUUUGCUGCUAUGAUUGUACUCCAUGCCCAGAAGGGAAGAUUUCAAACCAGAGUGACAUGGAUGACUGCUUCGGAUGUCCUGAAGAUCAGCAUGCAAACAAGAAGAAAAACGGAUGCAUCCCUAAAACUAUCAAAUUUCUUUCUUACGAGGAACCUUUAGGGUUCAGCUUGGCCUCACUUGCUCUUUGUUCUUCCCUGAUCACAACUUUGGUGCUAGGAACAUUUGUUCAGCACAAAGACACUCCUAUUGUCAAAGCCAACAACAGGGAUCUCACCUACGCUCUCCUCAUUGCCCUUCUACUAUGUUUCCUCUCAUCACUUCUAUUCAUUGGACACCCUGGGAAAGUGACCUGCCUUCUUCGACAACCAACUUUUGGCAUCAUCUUCUCUGUAGCUGUUUCCUGUGUGUUGGCCAAAACCAUCACCGUAGUUGCAGCUUUCAUGGCUACCAAGCCUGGGUCCAGUAUGAGGAAGUGGGUGGGAAAAAGACUGACCAACUCCAUUGUGCUUUCCUGUUCCCUCAUUGAAGUGAUUAUUUGUAGUGGCUGGCUGAUGACCUCUCCCCCAUUCCCUGCUCUAGACAUGCACUCGGUAAUGGAAGAAAUCAUUGUGCAAUGUAUCGAAGGCUCAGUGACCAUGUUUUACUGUGUCUUGGGCUAUAUGGGCCUCCUGGCCAUUGCCAGCUUCAUUGUGGCAUUUGCAGCUCGUAAAUUGCCAGACAGUUUCAAUGAAGCCAAGUUCAUUACCUUCAGCAUGUUGCUGUUUUGCAGUGUUUGGCUGUCUUUUGUCCCAACUUACCUGAGCUCUAAAGGAAAAUCCAUGGUGGUGGUGGAGAUCUUCUCCAUAUUAACCUCCAGUGCUGGAUUGUUGGUCUUCAUCUUUGCCCCUAAAUGCUAUAUCAUUAUUCUGAAGCCAGAGCUGAACAACAGGGAGCAAUUUCUAAGGAGAAGGAUGUAA